AUAUUAAUGUCUUUUGAUAUAUUUUGGGAUAAACUUGAUAAACAAGUAGCACAAAAAGUUCAAGAUAUAAUAAACGAACAAUUUCGAACUUCAAAUAAUAAACCUUCUUUUAUAGGUGAUAUAGAAAUAUCAGAAUUUGAUUUUGGUACGGUACCGCCGUCAAUUGAAAUUAUUGAUGUUACAGAUCCUUUUCCAGAAUUUUAUUUGCCUGAUAAUACAGUUGUAGAUGUUGAUGCUAAAUCUGACUUGUCAGAAUCAGGUGGAAAUGUGAAUGGAGUUGGAAGUGGUGUAAGAAAUGGAAAUGGUGGUAUAGGAGGUGGAAUUGGAGUUGAAAGAGUAAGAACGAGAGAAAGUGUAGUUAAUAGUGAACAACGAACGUUUCACCAUAAUAAUUCAUCGUCAUCUUUUACUCGAUCAAAUCCGCUUAACAAUAAUAAUAACAAUAAUAAUAGGUCAUCCCCAUUUACACCACCGAUAACACCUAUUAAUAGGUCAUCAUCAUUUACAACUACACCAAUAACACCUAUUAAUAG
Rhizophagus irregularis DAOM 181602=DAOM 197198 is the source of this 533-nucleotide messenger RNA. The record is from RefSeq and is a predicted model, not a curated record. Lineage: Eukaryota; Fungi; Glomeromycota; Glomeromycetes; Glomerales; Glomeraceae.